Tilletiopsis washingtonensis is the source of this 2121-nucleotide messenger RNA. RefSeq names its product PLP-dependent transferase. The coding region runs from base 183 to 1892 and encodes 569 amino acids. The transcript has 8 exons. Gene Ontology annotation, molecular function: pyridoxal phosphate binding; transaminase activity. Lineage: Eukaryota; Fungi; Basidiomycota; Exobasidiomycetes; Entylomatales. Gene Ontology annotation, biological process: amino acid metabolic process; biosynthetic process. The record is from RefSeq and is a predicted model, not a curated record.
CCUCCCGCACACGCACCUCAGACCGCUGCCCUCCACCUUGCCCCCCCCUUGAGAAGUCCCGCUGCUCUCGCUCCUCGCCCUGCCAAGCCCUCCCAGAUCUGCUGUUCCCACGCCAGUGGCCUCGUCCCUGUCGAUCCCUCCCGCUUGCCGUCCCUCCGCUGCCCCAGGAGAGCUUAUCAGUCAUGGCGCCCUCCGCCAACUCGCCCAUCGCGCCGCCGCCCAGCUCCAUCCCGCGCCUCGCUGCGCGCGGCGAGGCCGAGGCGGCCAAAGUGACGCCCUUCUGGGCCACCUUUGACCGCAUGCUCAGCGAUGCCUACUGUGCGCGCGACAACCCCAGCGGCAUCGUCAACCUCGGCAUUGCCAACAACAGCCUGAUGGAGGCCGAGCUGCUCGACUUCUUCCACCGCUCUCUCUCCCUCCACGCCAGCGAUCUCACCUACGGCACCUCCCUCUUCGGCUCCACGCGUCUCUUUGCCGCUCUCUGCUCGCACUACAACUCGGCCGCAUUCGCCCCUGUCUCGCCCGUGCUGCCUUCACACCUCAUCACGGGCCCCGGGUGCGGCAGCUUGCUCGACCAGGUCUUCCUUCAUCUCGCCGGCGAUGGCGAUGCUGUGCUUUGUGCGGCUCCUUACUAUAACGGAUUCGAUGCCGAUCUCAACACGCGCGCCAACGUCACCUGCGUCCCCGUCUUCUCGCCAAGCACCGACGGCACGAGUGCCGUCGACUUCAGUGGCGAGACGGCGCUGCGUGGCUUCGAGGCGGCGCUGCAAGGCUUGCAUGCAAAGCACAUGACAUGUGCGGCGGUGCUGCUGUGCAACCCGCACAACCCCUCGGGCAGAUGCUAUGAUCGUGAGGCCAUGCUCGCUUAUGGCCGCUUUGUCGAGAAGCACGAUCUGCAUCUUGUCGUCGACGAGAUCUACGCACUGUCCACGUACAAGUGCAGCACGGCCUUUGGGCCCGAUCAGGGCUUCAUCAGUGCGCUCAACAUCGAUUGGCUCAAGGAGGCCGGCUGCCAUCCGGGACGCGUGCACAUCGUCUCGAGCAGCAGCAAGGACUGGGGCAUCAAUGGCUUCCGCGUGGGCAGUCUGAUCAGCCAGCACAAUCCCACGCUGUUGAAGGCAAUGAUGAGCACUGCGAAGCUCUACAUGGUCUCCUCUCCCUCCGACGCACUCUUCUCCGCGCUCCUCACCCACCCGACAUUCUACGGCGCCUUUAUCCGCACCAACCAGGCGCGCCUGGGCGCCGCCUAUCGACUUGUGACUCAGUGGCUGCAGCACCACGGCAUCAACUACUCGCCCGCCAAUGCGGGACACUUUGUGCUGGCCGACUUGGAGCGGUUCAUGCCAAGACUGCUGAAUGGAAGGAAGCUGACGCCGCAGGAAGGCGAGACGGCUCUGUGGGCUAGAGCACUGGAUCAUCGUGUCUGCGUGACGCCGGGCUCAAACUACCACCACCCUCGGCUCGGCAUGUUCCGGCUCACCUUCUCGCUGCCCGCACCCGCCAUGCUCGAGGGUCUCUCUCGUCUCGAACGCGCGCUCGGGCUGUCUCCCUGGGCGCCUCCCUCUCCCUCUGCUCCCAUCUCCCUCGGUCUCACGGCAGCCGAGAUUGAUGCUCCUCUGCGCGAAGCGGCGCUUGCGCCGCCCGGCAAGAUCGAGCACUUCCAGCCGGAGCCCAUGAGCGUCAGCAAGGCGCUCAGCCCGGGAGCUCAGGCCGUGGUGACGGCGCUGUGCGGAGGCAUGCCGCACCUCAGCCUGCAGGACAGCGACGAGACGCCCGAGACGCCGAAGCAGCAGAAGCAGCAGCAGCAGCCCGAGAAGGACCGACGCGACGAGGUGCACGCCAAGCUGACGGAGCUUCUGGCUAUGAUGAAGACGGCACCUUGCGCUUGUUAACUCGCCCUCUCUCGCGCUUUCACCUUCCUUCUCCUCCACCGCUCCAUCUCUCCGACGACUCUACCUUCGCCUCGUCUCUGUACUCUGCUUAACGACCACCUCUAUGUGCUGCCUCGGCCCCCAUCGUCGGCUGGCCGACACCGCCUACCUAGCUCCCCUGUGCUCCAUCUCUUCUGUCCCGCCUAGCGACUCUGAAUGCGAUGCAUCCCUCCCUCCUCGUCUAUGGUAG